AUGGCUGCUGUUGUGACCACGCCGGCCGUACUGCCACUGUUAUUUCCAUUAGAAAAGCAGGAUGCGGUGGGGUUUGCUGACCUCGAGAUCCUCCAAGACACGAAUCAAUACGAUGAAAACCAACGUGAUAACCCGAAUAUCAAUCGAUCGCAACCGGUGCCCAUCAUGACUGAAGGCUCGGAGCGACAAACAUCACCGAAGGAGGCCAAACUCUUCGAGAAGGACAAUCGAUACUCAGAUGAUGAGUCGUCCAUAUUCUCGGAAGAGGCUUACAUCCGAGUUGCUCGUAGCCCAGCUCUCCCAUCUGCGAGUUCAGCCCAGAGCCGACACUUCGAGAAGCUCGUAGCCUUGAGAGCUCCACAUCGCGCCGAGAAUACGGCGAGACCGGGAUCUCCGACCAAGCAUGCUCAAUUGCAGGGUAUACUACACUCGCAACAACGGAGCACCCAUGCGAAAAUUGGUGUCGGGCUUCAAAACAGGGAUACUUCGUCGUUCCCAGAAAGUGCCUGGUCGGACAUACCUAGAUCAACGGAGCAACCCGGGCCUGUGGUGAAUCGCUCAAUCGCUGAAAGUUCGGGGGAAAGGGACGACGAAGAAGAAGAAGGUAUUCGUAGCUUCCCAGAACGCAACGUCGAUGUGAAAUCUUCGUGGGAUGGCACCGAAGAUGAUGACGUCAAUGCAAGCCAGUACGCGGGCCAACUCGAGAUCCGUCGAAUUACAGAACACUGGACCAGAAUGAGAGAUUCCCGCGAUGCUGUGAAGCAGACAUUUGACCGAAUCAAAACCGAGCGUGAUAAGCUGUUAGAUCUCCGCCAGAAGAGGGACACAGCCUAUAGAGCUUUGGAAAUGGCCAUCCUCAGUAAUCUUCAGCGCCCUCCCGACCUAGAUCGCCUCUGCAAGGCAUCAAGAGAGGCUAGCCUUAAUUGCCAACAGGCAGAGAUGCACCUGGAUGGGUUGAUAGAUGAACUUGAAGAGGGAGAAAUCGAUUUAGAGAUCCAAGAGCGGAGAUUCUUCACUGCAGUUGCCCAUAGCGAAACUUCGGUUGAAGUGGAUGGUUCCGAUACAGAAUCGCGGCCGUCAUCCCGCACAUCGCUACGAGGCAUACCAGCUGACAGACCUGAGGACAUACAUCCCCUUUACGCGGAACUACAAGACUCGCUGGGGGAACUCCAGCUGGCCAGGGAAUUCAUGAUGAGUCUGAGGUUGAAGAAAAGGCUUCUUGACUCUAAGAAAGUCUGCGAGCAGACACUUGACGACAAAGAUUUCCUAGACGACCACGACGGACUGCAAAGGAAAGCUCAAAGCCAAAUUGACCAUUGGGCACAGACUGCAGAAAGUUUGGAAACUGAGUGUCGGGAGAAGGACGUUAUGCCCAAGCAUCUGCCGGUUGUAGACUUUCAUCGACAGGGGUCUGGUUUCGAUACUUUAUACAAAGACGACGUUGACCUCGAAGAGAUAGGCCCAGAGCACACCUUUUCAGGGGCCACCGGUCCAAAAACGCUCGCUCACCCGCGCUUUCCCGUGUUGUUGUCAAACCCCAUCCAUUUGCUUGGUCAAUUUCCGCAAACUGCACAGCAAUAUCUGCGCAUGGCAGUCUCCCUUCCCGCACAUGUGCCGCUCAAGUCCAAGUACGUUGAAGAUGCUCGCAGGGAAUGUGGCAUUCAGUUCCUACUUACAGUCACUCCCCCUCGAGAAGCUCAAAAGGAGCACAUCGCUCAACCUGCGCCGACACAAAACGGGUCACGAGACAAUCCAAGAGACGCUCUGCAACAAGAUAAGGGCCCUCCUCACGGUACCCAGGUAACGCUUGCCGAACUUCGUUCUAAAGAUGGACCGGUUGUGGAAUGGGAAAACAAACAGGAUUACAUCAACAGAUGGCUAUUGCACAAACUUCGUCUGUCUGCCAUGGAAGCUGAAACGCUGUCAGCUACCUUCCGCUCUUUCCUCAAAAUCCUCAACAUAGAGCGAUGGCAAAUGGAUGUGCUUUACUUUUGGGCACGAGAUGAGGCUGCGCACGACACUCACGUUGAAGGGCAGUACGGGGAACGCAGCAGUUUGGCUGUAUUUCUCGAUGAAGAUGUCCGGAAGUCGGAAUCAGGAAUGACGGAACGCGCUGCUGGCCAGUCUGCAGAUUGA
Molecule: messenger RNA, 2136 nt
Organism: Pseudomassariella vexata
Lineage: Eukaryota; Fungi; Ascomycota; Sordariomycetes; Amphisphaeriales; Pseudomassariaceae
Exons: 1
Coding region: 1-2136 (711 amino acids)
Source: RefSeq, a predicted model, not a curated record